Molecule: messenger RNA, 876 nt
Organism: Phytophthora sojae
Lineage: Eukaryota; Oomycota; Peronosporomycetes; Peronosporales; Peronosporaceae
Exons: 2
Coding region: 1-876 (291 amino acids)
Source: RefSeq, a predicted model, not a curated record
AUGGAGUCGCCACAACCAACGCCGCUGCCAUCAUUAGCUGCGAACAUCCAGAGUCUCUCCGGCAGGAAGCGGCAUCAACCUGAGCUGCUCACCGCAGCGGAGAUGGAGCUCGCUAAAGCAGUCAGCCAAGUUGAGCGCCGCCGAGAGCGCAACCGCAUGCACCAGGCGCGACACAAGCUGAAGCAGCAGAAGUUCACCCUGCGGCCCGCAGGCUCUUCCCGCAGGCUGCGGGAAGAGGUCCAGGAGCUCACACUCAAGCGACAGCUCAUUCACUACGGAGUCCCAACGACGUCGAACGUGUGGAGUGUGGCGGCCGAGUUCUUCCGCCUCUUUCGACGCAGUGUGCGUCCAGUCGAGCCGCCGAACGCUUUGACACCGUGCAACAACUACAACGCGCAGCGGGACUUCCUCAAGUCGACCAUGGCAACGGACGUAACGGAUGGUGAAGUGUACGGGGUCGAGGCGUUGCUGGAGACCUGGGCGCUCCAGUCGGUCUGCUAUGACGAUAUCGAUCUGCAGCCUGUGCGGUUGGAGGAGAGUCCCAGAGGCUCCGUGCUGGCCACCACCAAGGGCACGCUCACAAUCAACGAGAACACUCUGCGAUUCGCGUUCCCACAUCUCGUCGACAGCACCGAGUGGUCGAAUCUCGCAGUGAAGAUGCUAGGACAGCGACUAGCGCUGCGCGGCUCCGUGGAGUUCGAGUGGGACGCCGCGAGCGCGCGCGUGACCAGCAUCGUGUGCAAGGCGGACAUUUUGACGCCGCUGCUGCAGCUCUUUGGCAGUUUGGACGACGUGUCCCGCGUCUUCGAGCAGGCACAGCUUACAACGGAAGGCAGACUCGUCUCAAGCGGAGAAGGGCUUGAGUGUGCUAGGUAG